This is a messenger RNA of Pseudozyma flocculosa PF-1, 2235 nucleotides long. RefSeq lists its product as uncharacterized. The record is from RefSeq and is a predicted model, not a curated record. Gene Ontology annotation, biological process: L-lysine biosynthetic process. Gene Ontology annotation, molecular function: 4 iron, 4 sulfur cluster binding; homoaconitate hydratase activity. The transcript has a single exon. The coding region runs from base 1 to 2235 and encodes 744 amino acids. NCBI's taxonomy places the organism in Eukaryota, Fungi, Basidiomycota, Ustilaginomycetes, Ustilaginales, Ustilaginaceae.
AUGCGAGCCUCGUCCAUCCUGCGCCUCAGCCGGGUCGCGCUGGCGUCGCCGACGGCGGCACGGCGCGGCCUCGCCACCCACGCCUCGGCCUCGUCGUCGUCGACUGCGCCGACGAACCUGAUCGAAAAGAUUGUCCAGCGGUACGCCGUCGACCUGUCUCCGCAGCAGCAGGUGCGGGCGGGCGACUACGUGUCGAUCCGGCCCAACGUCGUCAUGACGCACGACAACACGGGCCCGGUGAUUUCCAAGUUUGGCUCGAUUGGCGCGACGGCGAUCCGGGAUCCGGACCAGGUCGUCUUUGCGCUCGACCACGAUGUGCAGAACAAGUCGGACAAGAACCUGGAAAAGUACAGCCGCAUCGAGAGCUUUGCGCGCCAGCACAACGUCGACUUCUACCCGGCGGGGCGCGGCAUCGGCCACCAGGUGCUGGUCGAGGAAGGGUACGCGUUCCCGCAGACGCUGGCCGUGGCGUCCGACAGCCACUCGAACAUGUACGGCGGCGUCGGGUGCCUGGGCACGCCCAUCGUGCGCACCGACGCCGCCGCCAUCUGGGCGACGGGCCAGACGUGGUGGCAGAUCCCGCAGGUGGUCAAGGUCGAGCUGACGGGCCAGCUGCCCGCCGGCGUGACGGGCAAGGACGUCAUCGUGGCGCUCUGCGGCUACUUCAACGAGGACCAGGUGCUCAACGCGGCCAUCGAGUUCUCCGGCUCCGGCCUCGACCGCCUGUCGAUCGACGAGCGCCUCGCCAUUGCCAACAUGACGACCGAGUGGGGCGCCCUGGCCGGCGUCUUCCCCGUCGACGACGUGACGCUGUCGUGGUACGAGCGCCAGAUCCGCAAGCGCGACCGCCUCGAGCUGCAGCUCGGAUCGUCGCCCUCGCCCUCGCGCCACCACCCGCGCCUCAACCUCGAGCGCCUCGACGCCCUCUCCAACGACCUCCUCCGCUCCGAUUCGGGCGCCGCUUACGCCAAGCACCUCACCCUCGACCUCUCGACGCUCGUCCCGCACGUCUCGGGCCCCAACAGCGUCAAGGUCUCGACCCCGCUCGACCGCCUGGCCGCCCAGAACAUCGCUAUCCAAAAGGCCUACCUCGUGUCGUGCGUCAACUCGCGCGCUUCGGACCUCAAGGCCGCCGCCGACGUCAUCCGCGGCAAAAAGGUGGCCAAGGGCGUCGAGUUCUACGUGGCCGCCGCGUCGAGCGUGGUGCAGCAGGAGGCCGAGGCGGCCGGUGACUGGGGCGCCCUGAUGGCGGCGGGCGCCAGGCCGCUGCCCGCCGGUUGCGGCCCUUGCAUCGGCCUCGGCGUCGGCCUGCUCGAGGACGGCGAGGUGGGCAUCUCGGCCACCAACCGCAACUACAAGGGCCGCAUGGGCUCGCCCAACGCCCAGGCCUACCUCGCGUCACCCGCCGUCGUGGCUGCGUCGGCCAUCGAGGGCCGCAUCUGCGGACCCAGCGACCUCGACCAGAGCAGCCUCCCACCCUCUGACGGCCUCGCAUACUCGAUCAAGGUGGCCGAUGCGCCCGCACCCGCGGCGGCGACAGAACAGGCCAGCCCUGCCCCCACCACGGCCGCCGCCGACGACUCGUCGCUGCUGCCGUCGUUCCCGGCGUCGUUCCGCGGCCCAUUGCUGUUUGCGCCCCAGGACAACCUCAACACCGACGGCAUCUACCCGGGCAAGUACACGUACCAGGACGAUAUCACGCCCGAGAAGCAGGCGCAGGUCGUCAUGGAGAACUAUGACCCCAACUUUGCGUCGAUCGUGUCGUCUCUGCUGCCCUCGCUGCCCGAGCCGGGCAAGGGUGGGCGCGCGGGGCCGAUCCUGAUCGGCGGCUACAACUUUGGCACGGGCUCGUCGCGCGAGCAGGCGGCGACGGCGCUCAAGUACGCGGGCAUCCCGCUCGUGAUUGCCGGCUCGUUCGGUGACAUCUUCAAGCGCAACGCCAUCAACAACGGCCUCAUCUGCCUCGAAUGCCCCGAACUCGUCGACUCGCUCACGCAGCGCUUCGCGCGGGACGGCAAGCGCGGGGCCGGUGGCAAAAAGGACGGCGAGAUCACCGUCAUGCUCGACGGCGUCGAGGCGAGCGUGCGCAGCGUCAACGGCGAGCUCAAGGUCAGCUGGAAGGACGGCGCCGCCCCCGCCGAGGAGUACACGACCAUCCCCGCCGGCAUCGGCCGCAGCGUCCAGGAGAUCUUUGUCGCGGGCGGCCUGGAGAAGUGGGUCAAGCAGAGGAUUUAG